Messenger RNA from Microcebus murinus (gray mouse lemur), 2229 nucleotides. The record is from RefSeq and is a predicted model, not a curated record. Lineage: Eukaryota; Metazoa; Chordata; Mammalia; Primates; Cheirogaleidae.
UCAAGAUCCUGAACCCGCCAAAACUAAGAUCUGGGAAGGCACUUGCUGCUGAAGCACACAAAAUGUGACAUGAGUGACAUCAUGGACUCCCUGAGGGUGUUGCCCAAAACUCAGAAUGACCUCAGCUCCUUUUUGGUGGACAUGUGGUUCCAGACCUGCUUGCUCCCAAGGGCAGGCCCAGACAGCCAGAGAAGACAGUAAUGGUGGAAGCUCUCCUCAAGGAAAAGAGAACGGUGGGAAUUCUUUCCAGGGAAAUUUUGACAAGGAGAACCUUCAUUAUGAACAUGGUGGUAAUGAGCAUUCACCUUCCCAUCUUCAGGAGGAUGAUGAAAACGUGGUGAUAAGGGAUGUCCACGAGGACCCCCAAGUAAGACACAACUCAUCUACCUUAAAACCCAACAAUAUUCAUAAGAAAUGGCAUAAUGAAUACCAAGAUAGUAUUACUCCAGAGAGAGAAAUGGAGAAGAAUAUGCAGGAUGGAGCCCUGGGGUGCUGGUUCAAGAUCACAAUUCCUCAUGGGGUAAAAUAUGACAAGACAUGGCUAAUGAACUCAAUCCAGAGCCAUUGCAGUGUCCCCUUCACCCCAGUUGAUUUCCACUAUGUCAAAAAUAGGGCCCGGUUCUUUGUCCAGGAUGCUGAUACUGCCUCCGCAUUGAAGGAUGUCAAACACAAAAUUUUCAAUGACGAAAAUCAAAAGAUAUCUAUCUUUGUCAGUCCUUCUGCUGUACCCUACUCUAUGCAAAAUAAGUUGAAACCAGAACAAAUGGAGCAGCUAAAGCUGACCAUUAACAAACGAUAUGAUGUCUCCCAGCAAGCUCUUGACCUCCAGAAGCUCCGCUUUGACCCAGACUUGGUGGGGCGUGAUAUGGACAUAAUCCUGAAUCGAAGAAACUGCAUGGCUGCCACCCUGCAGAUCAUUGAGAUGAAUUUCCCUGAGUUAUUGUCCUUGAACUUGCGCAACAACAAACUGCACCGGCUGGAUGGCCUGUCUCACAUUAUAGAGAAGGCUCCCAAAGUCAAGAUCCUGAACCUCUCCAAAAACGAGCUGAAGUCAACAUGGGAGUUGAGCAAGGUCAAAGGGCUGAAGCUGGAAGAGCUGUGGCUGGAAGGGAACCCCUUGUGCCGCACCUUCCCAGGCCAGUCCGCAUACAUAAGUGCCAUGCGGGAUCGUUUCCCAGAAUUGUUACGCCUGGAUGGCCAGGAGUUAACAUCUCUAACUAUAAUUGAUGCCGAAACCCCUGAGAUAAUAAAACCUUGUAAGGAAAGCUAUAAAGGAUCUGAGUCUUUGAAGAGUCUGGUACUUCAAUUCCUGCUUCAGUAUUACUUGAUCUAUGACUCUGGAGACCGACAGAGCCUCCUGGAUGCUUACCAUGAGAAGGCCUGCUUCUCCCUGACCAUUCCCUUCAACCUCAAGGACCCAGCUUCAAGCGGUUUGUGCGAGUACUUCAAGGAUAGCAGGAAUAUGAAGAAGGUCAAGGACCCUGACAUGCGGGUUCAGAUGCUAAAGCACACAAAACAUGAGAUUGUGGACUCUCUCAGUGUUUUGCCCAAAACUCAGCAUGACCUUAACUCCUAUGUGGUAGACCUGUGUGUCCAGACGGAAAAGAUGCUUUGCUUUUCUGUCAAUGGAAUGUUCAAGGAAGUGGAAGGACAGUCCCAGGGUUGUGUUCGUGCCUUCACCCGGAUCUUCAUCUUGAUUUCUGGCAGCGAUUCCAGUAUGUACAUUGUGAAUGAUGAACUGAUUGUGAGAAAUGCCAGCCCCAAAGAGACCCAGAGCGCCUUCUCCACCUCAGUGCCCACACCCUCCUCCAGCUCCAUGCCUACCCUCUCUCAGGAACAGAAGGAAAUAGUGCAGACUUCCUCCACUCAAUCUGAGAUGAACCUCACGGGGUCUCAGAAGUGCCUUCAGGAUGAGCAGAACUAUACCGAAGCUGAUCAGGACUUUGCUACACUUCAGAUUGAGGACAAGAUCCCAGAGGAGGCCUGCAAACAAAGCCCCUGAAAGGAGCCCUUGGAUAACAUCUUUGUCUUUAUCUACAUCACCUUUGCUUCUCUUUUCACCAGCCUAAGGCCACAACCAUGACUGGGGUUUUAGUCCUGGCUGACCAAGAGGCCAAAGUUAACUUGUAGGCCAGGUAACAUAACCACCCAAAGAGCCAGUUGUUCUGUGUAUGUUCCCCACUCCCAAUCACUGUUUGUUUUCCUAUUAAAGAGUCAUGUUGCAUGUUG